CCGUCCGAGAUCAUCCGAUCUGGCCAAACACUUUUUCUAUAAAUAUGCAUUAACCGCUCUUCGAUUCAAACAUUUUUGCAGUUGGCUUUGAGCGAGAGACGAGAGAUUCGUGAAGAAGGAAGAUGGCCCGUACUAAGCAAACUGCCCGUAAGUCAACUGGUGGAAAGGCUCCUAGGAAGCAACUCGCUACCAAGGCUGCCCGUAAGUCUGCUCCAACUACUGGAGGAGUGAAGAAGCCUCAUCGUUACCGCCCUGGUACCGUUGCUCUUCGUGAAAUUCGCAAGUACCAGAAGAGUACUGAGCUCUUGAUAAGGAAACUCCCGUUCCAGAGACUUGUCCGUGAAAUUGCCCAGGACUUUAAGACUGAUCUGCGGUUCCAGAGCCAUGCAGUGCUUGCCCUGCAGGAGGCUGCUGAAGCAUACCUUGUUGGUCUAUUUGAGGACACCAACCUGUGCGCCAUCCAUGCCAAGCGUGUUACCAUUAUGCCCAAGGACAUCCAGCUUGCUAGGAGGAUCAGGGGUGAACGUGCUUAAGUAUGGAAAUGGGGAAAGCAUAGUUGUGGUUUUUUAGUUUUGAUGUGUUGGUUUGCUCAGUCAAAGUUGUUUAGGUGGUAGACGUUAGUUGUUGGGUCUGGUAGUUUUAUGGCUGUGUAAUGCAGGGUUACAUAACUGGGUGGUGUUUCUCUGAUGAGAGAGAUGAUUUGAUGCUUUUGCUACACCUUCUACCAUAUUUUGUGGUACUGAUACUUACCUAUUGUUGCUAAUCUAGUUCAAUGUUUCAGUUCUCAGUUUAGUU
Molecule: messenger RNA, 795 nt
Organism: Tripterygium wilfordii
Lineage: Eukaryota; Viridiplantae; Streptophyta; Magnoliopsida; Celastrales; Celastraceae
Product: histone H3.3
Exons: 5
Coding region: 123-533 (136 amino acids)
Cellular component (GO): nucleosome
Molecular function (GO): protein heterodimerization activity; structural constituent of chromatin; DNA binding
Source: RefSeq, a predicted model, not a curated record